GUACGUUCUCUUACCUCUGGUUCUUUUUAAUACGCCCAUGCGUAUCAAACAGCCAAGCAGUUCAUCAGCUUCUUCAACCGUCUAUACUGAUCACACGAAACAAAUCGAAAACAGUAAAGAACACGAGACAUUUUACGUGGUUCGGUUACAGUGUGUAACCUACGUCCCAUAUAUCUAUCUAUCCUUUUUGCCUCCUGGGAAGAAAGGGAAAGAUCCAUCAUCUAUCAAGAAAGCGAAGCAACACUAGAUUCUAUAGCCAUGAUAAAACUCUUCGACGCGCACUGUCACCUACAAGACCCGAGAGUCUUCAACAAGGCUCCGAACCUCAUCAAGACAGCUCUAGAACACGGCAUACAUCAUUUUGCAGUCAAUGGUGUCUCCGAGAAUGACUGGCACUUGGUCAAGGAGAUGAGUGACACCUAUCCUUGUAUAAUUCCAUCAUUCGGGCUCCACCCGUGGUUCAUCACGGACCGCACCCCCAACUGGCUGACAUCUUUACGCGAUCUGUUAACUGCAAACCCUUCGGCUGCAGUAGGAGAGAUCGGUUUGGACAAAGGGUCCCACGCAAAAACAGAUUACACAGAUCAGGUUGAAAUUUUCCGCUUGCAACUUCAACUCGCUAAAGAACUGAAACGGCCCGCUUCAGUGCACUGUGUGCGCGCGUUUGGUGAUCUUCUCGAUAUAAUGAAAUCUCUCGGGCCGUUUCCGGAAGGUGUGAUCUUGCAUUCCUACUUAGGUUCUGCGGAGAUGGUUCCGGAAUUUGCUAAACUCGGGGUGUAUUUUUCGUUCUCGGGGUUUCUUAUGGAUAAGAAAGAAACCGAGGCAAAGAAGGUGGUGAAAUCCGUACCUUCUGAUAGGAUUUUACUAGAGACCGAUGCACCAGAUGCGUUACCCAAACCCAACGGUUCGGAAUCUAUUAUUUUGGUGGACGAACAUGAAAGUAACGGAGACUCGAAAAAGAUGCUUAAUCAUCCGGCGAAUAUCCAUCUUGUGCUUUCUUAUGUUGCGUCUUUGCUUGAUGCGUCUAAAGAACAAGUAGCGGAUGUAAGCUACAAAAAUGCGGUGAGAUUGUUUUCUUAUGAAGGAUCUAAACUACAACAAGGUUAAUCACUAAAAGGAGAUAAAAAUGAGUAAUGAGCUCGGGAAUGGAUCGAACAAGGCUAUAUUAUGUAACACAACUACAUUAACCCUUUUCUUACCACUAGUACCACAACUUUGUUGUAAAUUAUCAUGUAAACCGUGUUAAAUAAGUGGUCCAUUGUAAUGUAUCAUAUAAACCCUGUUAAAUAAGUGCUCCGUUGUGAUGUAUCAUGUAAACCUAACUUAAUAUUAUAAAAAAAGAAAUUUUAGGUCA
Helianthus annuus (common sunflower) is the source of this 1354-nucleotide messenger RNA. RefSeq lists its product as uncharacterized. Gene Ontology annotation, molecular function: hydrolase activity, acting on ester bonds. Lineage: Eukaryota; Viridiplantae; Streptophyta; Magnoliopsida; Asterales; Asteraceae. Bases 259 to 1107 code for a protein of 282 amino acids. The record is from RefSeq and is a predicted model, not a curated record. The transcript has 4 exons.